This is a messenger RNA of Trematomus bernacchii (emerald rockcod), 1357 nucleotides long. Its product is annotated as testis-expressed protein 26-like. Lineage: Eukaryota; Metazoa; Chordata; Actinopteri; Perciformes; Nototheniidae. The record is from RefSeq and is a predicted model, not a curated record. The transcript has 7 exons. Gene Ontology annotation, cellular component: cytoplasm. Bases 346 to 1059 code for a protein of 237 amino acids.
UCUAGCUGUCAUUAACAGUAAAUGUACAGUAUGAGGGUUGUAGAUAAUAGCAUGCAAUUAAAUUACUUGGUUAAAUGUAUGGUUACUUUCCACCAGUGUCAGAAACAGACAUAAACAGGGCAAAGCUGGCAUGUUGAAUUUGUAAUGCAACAUCUCCCCUGCUGAGCAGCUCAGUGGGGCCAUUCAAAUGUUGUAGGUCUCCAUAACCACAACACCUAAACACCCUGCUGGGAUCCUCUCUGCCUCUGCACACAUACAACACUUUACCUGAAAAGACACAAACAAUCCACAGUUGUCAGUUAUGCUUUUCAGCAAGCUAUCCAUGAUGUGAACUAUCAUCUGGAAAUGGAAAUGGAAAGGUGUUCAUACACUGAAAACCAACGACAGCAGAGGACACCAAUGACAACACAAGAGGGCAAACAAUGGUGGGAUCCAUAUGAAACUUCUAAUAAAAGACAAUUUGUCUACCGGCCAAACUUAGCUGCAGAGAUUGUGCUGUGCCCAGCGUCAACUUCAAUUACAGACUCAUAUUCACAGUCUGGACCUUUUGGAUCAACUGUGUACAGCAAGGAGUUUUGCUGUAAGCCGGCCUGUAAGCCUGAGAGUAUUCGCACAGGAACAGCCUCGGGGCAGAGGAGAAACAACCCACAUCCCAGUCAGUCUUUCAUGAUGUGGAGGCUGCCUAAGGAUGCUGCACAAAGCUCUGAGUAUGUCAGCUUUCCUUGGAAAUAUCCCCCAUCUGAGGGGGUGAUCAGUAAGGCCUUGACAGCGCAGUACAGCUCCAUCUACAAAUGUGACUACAUGGGUAUGCCUCAAGAAAGAAGACUUGCACCUCUUCACAGCAGACAUGAAAUGCAGAUUUCUACUGAUACAGAGAUGAGGGAAAAUUACCGCGAGCCAAAGCAAAAACCUGAACUGCUGGGCAACUUCUAUCACUACAGCAGCAGCACAAAUCCCAACAUGUCCUGUCGUGGUAUAGUUCCUACUGUUGUGCAAAGGCACGCUCAGCAGAGAAGACCAGACUUGACAAACUACGGUUUGUGGAAAGAGAAUCACUAAUGUCACAGAUAUGAUAAAGGCUUUGCUGCCCAAGGAGCUGCAGCAGUUGCACAAAAUGUUACCUGAGCAGGGAAAGGAAGCUAUAAGAACAGCUUGAAGUAAAGACCCAAACAGAAAGGAGAAAGUUAAUAAACUCCCAGCUAUUGUGUCUAAUCGCUGCUCACCAGAGUGGAUAUCAAGCUAGCCAGGACCUAUAAACCUUGUUGCUUAUGGUAGAGGUUUGUUUAUCUGUCUUUGUAUUUUGCUGUUUCUUUUUCUAAUGAAAGGGGUCAUAACUGUAAUAACCAGUAUAACAUAA